Molecule: messenger RNA, 3792 nt
Organism: Engraulis encrasicolus (European anchovy)
Lineage: Eukaryota; Metazoa; Chordata; Actinopteri; Clupeiformes; Engraulidae
Product: cingulin-like protein 1
Exons: 18
Coding region: 386-3553 (1055 amino acids)
Cellular component (GO): bicellular tight junction; myosin complex
Source: RefSeq, a predicted model, not a curated record
GCCAAGAUGAGACAUUGAACGGGUUUGGUGUGAUAACUUCUUCCUGAAGAAUGGAAACAAUGAAAACACCCCCGCACCAACUGGCAAACUGCUGAUUUGGACUUCAAUAAGGAAAAAACGACUGGAGGAGGAGGCCAUAUCCGUCAUCCUCGUGGGGCACUCAGUCUCCUUUCUUGGAUUACCCGUCAACCUCUGUAAGAUUAAACAUUUACAGUACCCGUGGGGGAUUCCAACACUCAUCUUUUGUUUCCCAUUAGGGAAAUCUAGGACUCCCAUUUCAGAUUCCCUCUCAUCUUCGAGGACUUCCCAAAUAUUUGUGAGAUCACUUUUCGUCCUGUAGGCCUAUCCUCCAGGAUUUACCCAUCAUCCUCAGCAGUGCGUGAAUAUGGAUGGGGCGGCGGAGGCGUUUGGUCAGCAGCUUUACAUGCAAGAUGCCGACGGACGCGCUUUUCUGGUGCUCAACCGGCACAACCGCAGCGUGACGCAGCCCUACGGUGGCCCGGAGGCAACGUUCGUGGAGCACCACAACGUCUUCAGUGCUAGAGGGGGACCCCCCAGGCGUCAUGGUUCCCACACCGACCUGAGAGGCGCUCCCCACCAAUACCACCAGGCCAGAGCGGGGCCGCCCCAGCGAGCUCCGUCCCCCCUGCUCAACUACCAGCUGCACCCGGAGCUGCUGAGGCCCUACCAACCCCACAGCAACCAACCGCACCUGGAGCACCAUCACGGCCCUCACACGCUACAGCCAUACACUGACCCAUACCCUCACCAACUCCCAUACUCACCUGCCCACCACCCCCACCAGCACCACCAUCUCCACCUCCAUCAACCUCCCCUCCCCUCCUCUCUGUCCGAGCCCAUGGACCUGACCCCACCCCCCUCCCCUGCAGCUGGCCAGUCCUACUCUCUGGUGGUGCGCAAGGCUCGGAUCCCGCUGCCGCUGGCCACCUUGCACCCACGAAACCUCACAGAGGUCAAAGGUCAUGCACAGUCACUGUCCCAUGAGGGCACCACCACCACCGCAGACGCCCCGCCCACCGACCCUCCUCAGGGCUCCCCGACCCAGACUACCCAGGAUGUGCAGGAGGCCCAUGCGAGCCACGCGGGGGCUCCGAUGGGUCAUGGCGAGGAGGGGGUGGCGGCACAGAGGCCCGGGAGGGUGGGGCACCGCAGCAGGAUGGGUAUUGACGAGAAGAGGCGGUCUCGCAGUGCAGAUAAUCUCCACGGCUCUUCAGAGGCGUUUGAGUCCAGGGAGGUCAGUGUAGACGCUGAAGGAGGAGCGGUGAGUGCACCGACAUCCCCUAAAAGGGAGGGGCCAGCAGCUAAGGGGGAGGAGCCAAGUACAGCCAAGAUUCCACUGAAGGUGGACAAGGCUGACAGACAGGUGACUCCAGACCUGCUGCGGGACCAGAGACAGAGACAGGCGUCUUCUAAAACACCGCCCGUCACCGAGGAGACAGCCAGACACGCCCUCUUCACCUACCUCAAACAUGGGACCACGGACUCUGUUGAGGUCAUCCAGAGAAAAGUAAAGAUGUUGUUGGAGAAAAUCCACUGGCUGAGGUCAUGCAGCGCAGAGGCACUGGAGGAGAAGGAGGAGCAGAGGAGGAGGAUGCAAGAAAGGGAGGAGAAAAUAAGGAGAAAGGAGAAGGAGGAGGAGAAGAGAAGGAGACAGGAGAAGGAGGGCCAGAGGAGGAGGCUGCAGGAGGAGCUGAGGAGAUGUGAGGAGGCGCAGCAGAAACUCCGACAGCAGCUCACACACAAGGAGAAGGACCUGCAGACAGCCUUGCAACAGCUGCAGCAGGUGAAGCAGGAUCGUGAGAAGUUUUGUUCUGAGAUCCGGGACCUGCAGGAGCAGCUGUCGAGCAUGCACGAUGAACUGGACCGCGUCACCCACGAGGACACAGGCGACAGGAGGGGCAUCAUGCAGGACCUGGUAAAACUGCGUCAGGAGUUUGAGGAGGUGCUGGUCUCCCAGGAGACUCAGGAGGAGGUGCUGAGGAGGAACGAGCGCGAGCUGACUGCCCUGAGAGGAGCGCUGGAGGAGGAGGUGGCCGCCCAUGCCGAGGAAGUCACCAACCUGAGGGAGGAGAAAGACCGAGAGAUGCAGCAGCUGCAACAGAGGCUGGCUCGGGAGACGCAGAGACCUCAGCAGGAGCAGGUGCUCUCAGCCAGGGUGCAGGAGCUGGAGGAGCGUGUGUCCCACCUCACACACCUCCUCCAGGAGGCACAGAGACGUGAGAAGCAACUCCAGGAACACACACACUCGCUAACGGAGGAGAAGGAGAAGCUGGAGUCUUGUCUAGAGGAGGUGAAGCAGCAGGAGGAGGCCCUGUGUAGAGCCAAUCAGGCCCUCACAAGACACCUGGAGGACACACAGAGCGAGCUGUCUAUGCUGCAGCAGGAGCAGCGGGAGCUGCGGAGGCGUCUGCAGGAGCAGGGGGGCGCGGCGGAGCAGCUGAGGAGGGAGAGGAGCAGCAUGGAGGAGCAGCGGCGGCAGCAGGACAGACUCAUGGAGCAGCUGCAGGAGGAGAUGCUGCGGGUGGUGCAGGAGGCCGAGCACUCCACCCAGCGUCUGCAGGAGCAGGUGGAGGCUGCGCGGGGGAGCAGUGAGGGGGAGCUGGGCCACCUCCUCGCCCAGCUGCACGAGCGCCAACAGGAGAUCCUCACCAGCACACAGCACAACCAGAGACUCCAUAAGGAGCUGAGCCAGCUGGAGGCGGAGCUGCAUCAUUGUGAGGCGGAGCUGGAGCGGGCGGGGCUUAAAAGCAGGAAGUUGGAGCAGCAGUUGGCAGAGCUGCAGCAGGACAAGAGAGGCAGCCAAGAGGACAGAGGCAGACUCACACGCCUACUGGAGGCGCGAGUGUCGCAGUUGGAGGCGGACCUACAGGAGGAACGGACCAAUGAGGAGCAGCUACUGCAGAGGCUGGAGCGUGGCAGAGAGCAGACGGAGCAGGCCAGAGCUGAGUUACUGCAGGAGAAGGCUGCUCGACAGGACCUGGAGUGUGACAAGAUCUCCCUGGAGAGGCAGAACCGGGACCUGCGUAGCCGCGUGAGUCACCUGGAGGGGGGGCAGAGGUCUGGGCAGGACGGCCUGGUGUCUCGCCUGGAGGGCCGCAUACAGGAGCUGGAGACCAGACUGGAGGGAGAGGAGAGGGAGAGUACAAAUCUGCAGCAGGCUAACCGUAAGUUGGAGAGGAAAUUGAAGGAAUUGAUGGUGCAAAUCGGCGAGGAGCAGCUCUCUCUCAAGGACCAACGGGACCAGCUGACGCUGCGUCUGAAGACCCUGAAGCGUCAGCUGGACGAGGCGGAGGGGGAGAUCGAGCGGCUGGAGGGCGGCAAGAGGAAGAUCCAGAGGGAGCUGGACGAACAGCUGGAGGCCAACCAGCAGCUCCACACACACAUCACCGAGCUCAGGGCAGACAUGAGUCGCAAACGGAGGGCGCCCCUCAUCACGACUCUGGAGGAUGAAGAGGAAGAGGAAGAGGAAGAAGCGGAGGAGGAGGAGAAAGAGCAGAAAGAAGAGGACAAAGAACAGGGAAAGUUGGACUGACCACUACAGCUAAUCUACCCAGAGCAGAAGUACUAUAUGAACCAUUAUGAAUGUCAGAGAGCAUGGAUGAAAUGAAAGAGGUGGGGGAGUUCAGAGAUGGGGGUGGCACCCAAUGUGUGAGGUCCUCUAAGUUGCUAUGCUACGUAAUGGAGCUUGAUGAUAGUAACAAAUCUCCCAUUCCACACUGCAACCACACACUUCUCCAACCACACACACUCCUCAACCCCCUAACCAACCCC